UUGGGCCGGUUGCAGGGGGCGGUUGGCGGCGCGCGCUGGCUGGCUGGCUCGCAGGCGCGUCCCGCCGGCGGCCGCGGGGCGCAGGGCAGAGACGCGGCCCGGCCCGGCCCGGCCGCCCCGCAGCCCGCGAUGCCCUCGGACUGCCGGCCGCGCUGGCCACGCCGCGGGGCAUGGUGAGCCCGGGGCGGCCGCUCCCCGCGGGGACCCGGCAGGCGGCCCCUCUGCUCCGCCUCAGCCGCCUCCUCCUCCUGCUGCUGCUGCUGCUGCUGCUGCCGCUGCCGCCGGGCAGCCGGGCGCAGAAAGGUGAUGGAUGUGGACACACUGUUCUGGGCCCCGAAAGUGGAACUCUUGCUUCGAUAAACUACCCACAGACCUCUCCCAAUAGCACAGUUUGUGAAUGGGAAAUUCGUGUAAAGCCUGGGCAGCGAGUUCAGCUCAAAUUUGGCGAUUUUGAUAUUGAUGACUCAGAUUCUUGUCAUUCGAGUUAUUUAAGAGUUCACAAUGGGAUUGGUCCCACCAGGACAGAGAUAGGAAAAUACUGUGGGUUUGGCUUUCAAAUGGAUGGUUUAAUUACUUCAAAAAGUAAUGAAGUCACAGUACAGUUCAUGAGUGGAACACACACUUCUGGACGUGGAUUUCUUGCAGCUUAUUCAACCACUGACAAAUCGGACCUAAUUACCUGUUUAGACAAUGCAAGUCACUUUUCCGAACCAGAAUUCAAUAAGUAUUGUCCAGCUGGAUGUGUGAUUCCUUUUGCUGAUAUUUCAGGCACUAUUCCCCAUGGAUACAGAGACUCAUCAUCACUUUGUAUGGCUGGUGUUCACGCAGGCGUUGUGUCAAAUACUCUGGGUGGCCAAAUUAAUGUUGUAAUCAGCAAGGGCAUUCCAUACUAUGAAGGCUCCCUGGCUAACAAUGUCACCUCAAAAGUGGGACUGUUAUCUACAAGUCUCUUCACAUUUAAGACGAGUGGUUGCUAUGGGACACUGGGGAUGGAAUCUGGGGUAAUCCCUGAUUCCCAGAUCACGGCAUCAUCUAUUCUUGAGUGGUCUGACCAAACAGGACAAGUGAACAUUUGGAAACCUGAAAAUGCCAGACUAAAAAGAGUUGGUCCUCCUUGGGCUGCUUUUAUCAGUGAUGAACAUCAGUGGUUGCAGAUUGACUUGAAUAAAGAAAAGAGAAUAACAGGUAUUAUAACUACUGGAUCAACCUUAGCAGAGUACUACUAUUAUGUCUCAGCCUACAGAAUUUUAUACAGUGAUGAUGCGCAGAAGUGGACAGUAUACAGAGAACCUGGCAUGGAUAAAGAUAAGAUAUUUCAAGGGAACACUGAAUUGUACCAGGAAGUUCGCAAUAAUUUCAUUCCACCUAUUAUUGCACGCUUUUUUAGGAUUAACCCCUUAAAAUGGCACCAGAAAAUUGCAAUGAAAGUAGAAUUGCUAGGAUGUCAGUUUAGUAUGGGCCGUGCUCCUAAAAUCACCAUGCCACCACCACCUCAGAACAAGAAUGACGACAAGAAUGAUGACUUCAGUGAUGACUUCAUUCAUUCAGUGAAGACUUCGUUGCAGACAGAUAAAACAACUUUCACACCUGAAAUAAAAAACACCACAGUGACUCCAAGUGUAACCAAAGAUGUGGCAUUGGCAGCAGUUCUGGUUCCAGUGCUGGUGAUGGUCUUCACUACUCUGAUUCUUAUCUUAGUUUGUGCGUGGCAUUGGAGAAACCGCAAGAAAAAAACUGAGGGCACUUACGAUCUACCUUACUGGGAUCGUGCAGGAUGGUGGAAAGGAAUGAAGCAGUUUCUUCCGACCAAAUCAGCAGAACAUGAAGAAACUCCUGUACGCUACAGCAACAGUGAAAUUAGUCACCUAAGACCAAGAGAAGUCCCAACAAUGCUGCAAACAGAGUCUGCAGAGUAUGCUCAGCCACUGGUAGGGGGAAUUGUCGGCACGCUUCAUCAGAGAUCAACCUUUAAACCAGAGGAAGGAAAAGAAGCAAGUUAUGCUGAUUUGGACCCUUACAAUUCACCCAUACAAGAAGUUUACCACGCUUAUGCUGAACCACUACCUAUAACUGGACCAGAAUAUGCAACUCCAAUAAUCAUGGACAUGUCCAGCCAUGCCAGCACACCUCUUGGCAUUCCUUCCAUUUCCACCUUCAAAGCUGCAGGGAAUCAAGCUCCUCCACUGGUGGGAACUUACAAUAAACUCUUAUCUAGGACAGACAGCACAUCAUCAGCACAGGCGCUGUAUGAUACACCAAAGGGGCAACCGGGGCCAGGUGCCGCCGACGAAUUGGUGUACCAGGUACCACAGAGCGUGGCCCAUUCCACUGGGAGUAAGGAUGAACUAAGUUAGCUCAUGAGUAAGGUAGAGUGAUGGCUUGUUUUUAAAAGCCAGUUCCAUAAAGCUGACAGUUUCAUUUUUUAAUUGCAUUGUUUUGGUAUUGUUAGUCUUAAAUAAUACAGUGUUGAACCAAAAGAUGUGGUAUUGGAAGUCUGGGAAACCAGUAAUUCUGCCUUUCCUGAAGCUGUAUAUAUAAUUACAGCUUGUCUCCUGCAAAACCAUGGACUUUAUUACUACUGUACAAUUGUCUGUCAGACAUGAGCAAAGAACUCUUCAAGAUUAGCUUCAGUAAUUCAUAGAUGUGAAUGAUAAAUUGGGAGAAACAGUUUAAAGAAGUACGAAAGCCAAUAAUUUCUUGCUAAUGGUACUAUUUCUGGGGGGAAAAAAACCCCAAACAAACCCAAAGCUCCUAACUUUCUAAGAUCUGUAUGUAAGCACUAUAGCUUCUAAAAUUCAUUUUACCCUGUAAAAUGCCUGCACAACUUUGGACUUUAAAAACUACUGUCAUCAGGACUGAUGGCAAAAAUCCCAUUAACUUCAUGGCAUAAAAUAGUUUUGAUUUUAAAUCAUGUUAUUGCAGCUUUUGUUCACAGGAUUAGGAAUCAGCAGCUGUGUGUUCCUCAGAAGGUUCCCACCAUUUUUGUUAGUCUUCCAAAACUAGAAUCUGCUGUCCGUGCAAUCUGUUUUCUGCCUCAUCUCCUUAAGCCACUCAGUCUUGUUCCUUCCUAGGGAUCCAGGAGGCACGAAGUUAUACAAGCAAACUACAUAGCAACUGCUUUUACAUUUUUCCCUACUAAGUGAAGGCUACUCUGAAUGGCAUCUGCCUCGAAUUUGGACUUCCCUGAUGGUCAGUGUGCAAGAAGCAUCCAGGUGUUCCAGGUGACUGAAUUCAGAAAGGUUUUCCCUGUCCCCCUGCCCAGAGUAUCUAUUGUUGUGUGUUAAGAUGUGAGCAUAUACAAAGGAAGAUAUGUAUAUACUUUUGUGAGUGCUUAAGGAAGCACAUAAAUAUUCUAAUGGUGCACAGUUUGUGUUACACACGUGUUUAGCACAUAUGGUACGUUUUAGCACAACUGAAAAAGCCUUAGGGCUUUUCUUAUGAUUGUUCUUAUUAGAAGUAUAGUAGAUUCCAAAACCUUUGCAAGAGAACCAGUACUGUUCCAAAGAAUGUCCAUUUCUGAAGCAUUUAAUGGAAUUUGUAUCCUUUGAAUGUUCCAGUGUUCUCUACUAUGAAAACAUUGCAGUCAGUCUUCGAUUUGGGAUAAAGCAGACUAGUUUUAGCUAGGUAAUCACAAAAUGAAAACAAUUUGGAUGUCAUAUUUGCCAUUUUUUAUCUUGUUAGAAACAAAGCACAGCUUUUUAACCUAAGUAGUAGAAAAAACUCACAAUAAAAAUGCUUUAUUUUUAUUGUAACAGCA
Molecule: messenger RNA, 3757 nt
Organism: Harpia harpyja (harpy eagle)
Lineage: Eukaryota; Metazoa; Chordata; Aves; Accipitriformes; Accipitridae
Gene: DCBLD2
Product: discoidin, CUB and LCCL domain containing 2
Exons: 15
Coding region: 171-2354 (727 amino acids)
Source: RefSeq, a predicted model, not a curated record